AUGUUUCGUGAUGUUCCUCCCUCCAGUAAAAUUCUAGAAGGUUAUCGCACUAUUACUCCUUCAGGACCUCGUCCUUUAACUGAUGAAUUUCAAGAGAUUUUGGCUGAGGCAGAUAAAGCCAAGAAAGGGGGCAGAGGGUCAAAGAAAGCUACCAAGAAAGACUCUGCGAAAGAAGGAACUUCUGAGGCUGUGAAACCUCCAACUAAAAAGCGAAAUACUCAUUCUACCUCUACUGCUGCACCAAAGCGAAGGAAGCAACCCGCUAGAAGGCAAAAAUCUCCCACUCCUACUCCAUCUCAGAGUGAAGGAGAAGAUUAUGAUUCUAAAAUUGAGUCAGAGAUUCGCAUUGAGGAGAAUCCCCCUGUUCGUACUGAAGAAGAUGCGCCCAUUCACACUGAAGAACAAGAACACGUUCACAAUGCGGAAGAAGAACAAGUUCACACCGCAUCACCUGUUCGCACUGAGGCCUCGUCUCCGAAUCGUGAGAUAACUCCACCACUUAAUGAUUUUGUUCCUUCUCCACCUUCCUCACUAAAAAGGACUACUUCUAUACCAAUCACCAUUGAACCUCUUCCACCACCAGUAUCGUCUCAACCACCCAUAACUAUUCCAGUAUCAAUCCCUGUUUUCACAGAUUCCACUGUUCUGCCUCAAACCUCUACUUCACCUGCUAUGACCGAAAAAGUCAAUAAACUAAUUGUUGACACAAGGGAAUUCAUGGAAGACUACAAGGACACCUACAACGCAACCACCACAACUACGAGAAAGGCUAUUCAGAAUGUUGGUACCAUGUUCCAAGCAGAAAAGACGAACUUUUCUGAACUUCGCAAGGUGUUCCAGUCUGAUCAUGAAGCAUUCUAG
Molecule: messenger RNA, 861 nt
Organism: Lactuca virosa
Lineage: Eukaryota; Viridiplantae; Streptophyta; Magnoliopsida; Asterales; Asteraceae
Source: the annotation of a GenBank genome assembly